AUGGCCGCCACUCGCCUUCAGAGCUUCUACCGAGCUCAUCUCACCUCGCGGGCGUGGCGACUUGCGCUUGCACAGGAAUUUGACGAGAUGUUUCCCAAUAUUGCGGAUCAUGAUUCUUGGAUCCACGUCACGCGUUUGGCUGUCUUCUGUCAGUCUCCGAAUACACUCGAACAUGUAUCUCGUCUCGCUGCAUGGGCCCAUAUGGCUGUCCAGACGGAUGUAUGGUCGGAUUCUGCAUCAUGGAAAACGCUAUUUCUGAUGGCGCUCCGGUUAUCUAUACGUGCUCUCUCUUCUGGUAUGCUUCAGCAUGAUGACGCACAUGCUCUGUUCAUGCUUGUUGUGCACACCUUAGCGGGAGAUCACGGGGAGCUGCAGUGCUUCCUUGUGUAUGGCAUGCUCAAGGAAAAUCUGUAUCAUGCACUCCGUGUACACUUUGUGGGCCUGCGAAAGGAGGCUACCCCCGAGCAAACUGUUUGCGUGGAUGCCUUCCUGCAGCCUCUGCGCCUAUUUCCUGGCCCAACUCAUGGGUUUGCAGAGGUUCCCACCGAUCCACAUGCAUCACCACGCGCGCUUUGCCUCUCUGGAUUCACGGAAGAAAUACUUUCUAUCCCAAAUCUUUUGCAAAGUAUGCCUAUAUCUGCCGUAACUCAGUUCUCAGCAUCGCUACCAGUGGAUGAUGUGCUGCAGCAAGUCUGCACCUUGGGCACCUACUAUGACGUGAGCUCGGGUGACAGCAGUCUUCCGACCAAUCCGAUUCAUUGCCCAUAUUUACUGGCCAAUCUAUUGCCACUCGUCUCCAUUCGCGUCAAGUCAAUGGGAGGCCGACAACUAGCUCAGUACCUCGAAGCUUUGACGAUUCUCCAGAAUGCCUUGGACCGUUCUAUUUUCGCAGACCAAUCUUCCACCAACGCUCGUGCAUUUUCACAACUAUCCACGCUGGCAUGGCCUUCUCAUGUUGCCGAAGAUGUUCUCAUGACUGUAUUGUAUGGUUUUGAGGCUCAGCCUUCGUCUGCAAGCGUACCAUUUGGGGCCGUCGCACGAGAGCUCUGGCGCGGCUGGGUGCGGUCUAGCUCACUGGCGCGCACGAUAAGUGCACCCGGCCAUGACAUGGUCUACUAUGCAGAAGAGUUGCGAAAGCAAAUUAUCAGCCCAACUUUCGCCACUGAAUGGCCGAUGUUACUGCUACUUUACCUGGCCUCGUUCAUCAAAGCGGUUGUGUUGGAAGAGCGAGACCUGAGUCGUGUGGGCAACGAGCUCACUCACCAGUCCAUUAUGUCUGAGAGGACGCGUGCAUUUAUGACGCCUCGUUUACAAGUGCUUGAACAGAUUCCCUUUGUGAUACCUUUUGAAGUCAGAGUCGAAAUCUUCCGCCAGUUUGUGCGGAACGACGUUGAGCGUCUGGGAAUUUCGCGUGACCUUUUCUCGCCAUUCCAAAGGCAUCGUGCCACUAUUCGACGGGAUCAUAUCGCUGAAGAUGGUAUGGCGCAGCUGUACGCAUUGGGACCCCGCCUUAAAGAACCACUCGAGAUUGUGUUCAUUGACGCAUGGGGUCAGCCAGAGGCAGGUAUUGAUGGCGGUGGCGUUUUCAAAGAGUUUUUGACUUCGAUUGUCCAUGAAGUUUUCAACACUGACCGAGGCCUUUGGUGUACCAAUGACCGGCAUGAGCUUUACCCCAGCCCGUACAGCUACGCCCAAGCUGAGGAACAACUAGUAUGGUAUACCUUCAUUGGUCGCAUUCUUGGGAAGGCUCUUUAUGAGGGCAUCCUUGUGGAUGUGAAAUUUGCAGGGUUUUUUUUGAACAAAUGGUUGGGUUUGCAAGGGUAUGUGGAUGAAUUGGCCAGUCUAGAAAGCCUGGAUAAGGACCUGUAUCGUGGCUUGAUUGCUUUGAAGAACUACAAUGGCGAUGUGGAAAAUGACUUCUCACUCAAUUUCACUGUCUCGAAAGACGAAUUUGGCGAGCAAACAGUACUAGAGCUGAUUCCAGGGGAGAGCCCAAUUGAUCUGGACGAUUUGCGUCACCAUACUGUCUACGGUGGAUACCACGAAAAAGAUGUCGCUGUACAAUAUUUCUGGGAAGCUCUCGCCAUGCUGGAUCAGCCCUCCCUCAAAGCAUUUUUACGCCACGCACCUCUAAGCGCAGAAAACAUUGGCAAGGUGCAGAAUCCUUUCUAUUUGCCGGCAGUACUGUCCGAGCCUGAGUUUUCAACGGAUGGGUCUUGCACGAGUGAUGGUAGCUCUUCAGGCUUUAAGGAAAACGAAUUCAAGCAUGUGAUGCCAAAAGUUCUCACAAAGCAGACGUGGGCAGACGAGCUCGUCGAAAUGGCUCGAGAGGCAGGCUCUCGGCAUUCCCAUUCUACUUUGUCUUCUGCGCAAGACAACGAACAUGAUGUGGCUGUGGACGAUGAUGAAACAGUGCUGGGAUAUGAAACUCGUUCUGCAGGCACGCCUAUUUCAACGUCGGGUACUAUCACGCCGCAUGGCAUGCGGUCAAGGGCCAACUCGUUGGCUACCUCACCGCGUAAUGUAAUGAUAAGCCCACAGGGACCUAAACCCUCUGUUGCUGAUGCACGCCUACAGUCUGCAUCCCUGGCGUCUUCCAUGGUUCCUCCCGCUGUCACAGUCCAUGCCGCGCAGCCGUCGCGUAUGCCUCACGCGACUACGGCACGUUCAAACCUGCCGUCGAUUACUGAAAAGUCUGAGGCUCCUACAAAAUCUGCCACCACGACCUCACUUGCCGGCCGUCAGCGCCGGGGACGGGGUCUAAAGAGUGUGGAAAAUUUGACAGCCAUUCGUGGCAAUGGGAAACCGGUUUCACGGAAUAGUAUGCUUCAGAUGCUGGGGCCAACCGAGGAUGGGACAAAGCGGGACAAGUUGAAGAACAAGAGAAAGAAAGCCAAAAUUAUUUUUACUGUUGGUGAUGUGUCGGAUGAAGAGGAUAGCAAGUCGUCGACCGCGGCCAACGAUGAGGACGAAUGGGCCAGUGAGGAUGAGGAAGAGGAGCAGCGGCGCCGAGCUGCAGAGGAAGCGGCUGAGAAGGAACAGCGGGCGAAGGAGGAGGAAGCAGAGCGAAUUGAUAUGUUCCGGAAGCGUCCAAUCCGUUCCGUGAGUCUUGCUGAUCUGAAUAUGGUAGAAAAGGUGGCACAGAAUGCUCCUCAUUUGCUGCCCCCACCAGAGUCCGGACUGACUCGUGGAUUGCUCUCGACUAUGUUCCAUACUGCCGAUACUAAUCACACUCGUGGAGCAAGCGUAUCGGGGCCGGGACGGGUAGGUCGUUCGCUGCGCUUGUCUCAACUGCCGCCGCGUAUGGAUGGCCAUGAGCAAGGUCGCAACAUGUCAGUUCCUGCCUUAGCCCAAUCGCGGUCAACUAAUAAACUCUCAAAGAUAUCACAAGGACCUAACCUGGAGCGUAGUAAGAGCGUCAUUGCAUUACCACUUCUUGAUUUGACGUCGCUGCGCUCUUCUACUGCCACGGCCCGCUCGGAGUCGCCCGAAUCCACGGUGACCCGUGAUGACCAAUGUUCAGUGGCAGGUAACGAUGAUGAAGCGCAUAGCCCUGUGAACCGCACAAAGAGUUCUAAUGCUCUGGCGAGGCUGUCGGCUAUUGCGCAACGCGGAGCCUCGGAAAACGAGCCAAGACGACUAGCCUCGCUUGUUCGCUCGUACAGUGCCAUUGGCAACCUCAUGACGGUAAAAAGCACGGUGCCGCCGUCACCCACUCUAAAUGAGGAUGAGGAAGGACCAUCUCUGGCAGUGCAGGCGGACGACACACAGCCUCGAGUAACCCGUGUGCCUCAGCCGGAGCUGGUCGCAACGCUUCACCAAGAUGAACCGGAUGCAGAGGGGCAUAGAACGCCGGUGGCAGACGUAAGGGCCCCUGUUCCUUCACCUCAUAAUGCACGAGAGACCAUGAUGUACAAUGAGCUCUCCGAGAGCCUGAAGCAAAACCUAAUCUGGGAGCGCCAGUCGCGCGCUCGGAUCCUUGGCUUGACCCCUGCCCGGCCGCCAGAAGGUCGCCGAGCGUCGUCAGGCGGUGACAUGUGGCCAACAGUAAAAAAGGCCCAGGAAGACGAGUCGUUUCAUCACAAGGGAUGGUGA
Molecule: messenger RNA, 4095 nt
Organism: Malassezia sympodialis ATCC 42132
Lineage: Eukaryota; Fungi; Basidiomycota; Malasseziomycetes; Malasseziales; Malasseziaceae
Exons: 5
Coding region: 1-4095 (1364 amino acids)
Biological process (GO): protein polyubiquitination; ubiquitin-dependent protein catabolic process
Molecular function (GO): ubiquitin protein ligase activity
Source: RefSeq, a predicted model, not a curated record